Miscanthus lutarioriparius is the source of this 2415-nucleotide messenger RNA. Lineage: Eukaryota; Viridiplantae; Streptophyta; Magnoliopsida; Poales; Poaceae. The record is from the annotation of a GenBank genome assembly.
AUGGCGGAGGAUGCUACGAGCAGCCACCCGUCACGCUACGUCAAGCUCACCAAGGACCAGGACGCCCCCGCCGAGGACAUCCGCCCCGGCGAGCUCAACCAGCCAGUACACGUCCCGCAGGUGUCGCUCUCUCUUCUUAGGCUCGAAGGCCGGAGGUGCAGCGAGUGCGGCCAGGUCCUGCCCGAGAGCUACGAGCCGCCCGCCGACGAGCCCUGGACCACCGGGAUCUUCGGAUGCACCGAUGACCCCGAGACCUGCCGAACUGGGUUGUUUUGCCCUUGCGUGCUGUUUGGGCGCAAUGUGGAGGCUCUUAGGGAGGACAUCCCUUGGACAACUCCUUGCGUGUGCCAUGCUGUGUUUGUUGAAGGAGGGAUCACGCUGGCGAUUCUGACAGCAAUAUUUCAUGGUGUUGAUCCAAGGAGCUCAUUCCUGAUUGGAGAAGGUCUGGUGUUCAGUUGGUGGUUAUGUGCUACCUAUACUGGCAUCUUCCGCCAGGAACUUCAGAGGAAAUAUCAUCUCAAGAACUCUCCGUGUGACCCAUGCAUGGUCCACUGCUGCUUGCACUGGUGUGCGAACUGCCAGGAGCAUCGCGAGAGGAGGGGACGGCUGGCAGAGAACAAUGCCGUGCCCAUGACUGUUGUGAACCCACCUCCAGUUCAAGAGAUGAGCAUGUCAGAGAACCGUGGUCCUGCGGCCCUGGAGAACGGGGCAGGCAACGCUGAGCAUGAAGCAGAGAAGAGCAAAGGUUCAAGCAAAUUCUUUCUGCCUGGUGCAACAGCCGCAGUUCUUGCCAUGCUUGGCGCUCUACAUGCUAGACGUAUGUAUGAUGACAAGAAAGUCAUCGAAAGCAAGGACAAAGGAAUUGAACCACAAUUCUCGCCAGAUAUCAGGGCUUCAUUUUUUAGGCUCCUACCAUUGCGUACCAUGUCACGUUUCUGGGGAAUCUUGAUGGAAGUGUGCAGGAUGUUCCAGUUUUCAUGCGCCCCACCAUCUACAAAGCAUGGGCUAGAGCAUUUCACUCUGAAGAAUAUCCGUCUUUGCAGGCAUUCUUCAUCCAUGGGUCUCAAAGAAGGAGCGAGGCCCAUUGAUCCAGAUCCAAACUGUCUGGUGAGUCCUGUGGAUGGUCGAGUUUUGAGGUUUGGAGAGCUAAGAGGUCCAGGAACCAUGAUUGAGCAAGUGAAAGGCUUUUCUUAUUCUGUUUCUUCUCUUCUUGGCACGAGUUCAUCCCUUCACGAUGCCGCAGAAGAACUUUCUGGGGAACAGAUACAGGAAAAUAUGCCUGAGAAUUGUAAUGCAAAAUCAUGGUGGCGAGUGUCAGUUGCUUCACCUAAACUACGGGAUCAAACACUAUCGAGCCCAAAGAAAGGCAUGUUUUACUGUGUCAUAUAUUUGCACCCUGGUGAUUAUCAUCGAGUCCAUUCUCCUGUUGAUUGGAACAUUUUGAAACGUCGGCAUUUCUCAGGCCAUCUUUUCCCUCAGAAUGAACGUGCUGUGCGCACCAUCAGAAACCUGUAUGUUGAUAACGAAAGGGUAGUGCUUGAAGGGCAAUGGAAAGAAGGUUUUGUUGCAAUUGCUGCAAUUGGUGCUACUAAUGUUGGAUCAAUCAGGAUAAGUAUUGAACCUGAGCUGAGGACAAAUAGGGCAGCGUCAAGGAUGGUUCACUCGAUGCCUCCUGAGGAACGUGUUUAUGAGCCGGAAGGGACCGGCGUGAUGGUUAAAAGGGUGAAGAGUGAGUUCACCUACAGCCCAAGGCUCUGGCCGCGUCAUGAGCUCCACAACGAUUUCCUCAAUGUCUCCCGCUGCUUCAAUGCACAAACAUCCACCGUACGAGUACCCGAUCUUGACCCCAAAUACAACAUCUCCAUCCUCGCAUCAAAGCAGGACCACUGCUUGUUCGAUUUGCUGCAUAGAUGGCAAGAAGGCAGGCUUCCAGUACACAUUAAUUGUGUCAUAAGCAACCAUGAUAGACCACAAGAUAAUCAUGUACGGCGUUUUCUGCAGAGGCAUGGGAUCCCAUACCACUACUUACCCACCGCACCUGGCAACAAAAGAGAGCAAGAGAUCUUGGAAUUGAUCCAGGGUACAGAUUUUGUUGUCCUGGCAAGAUACAUGCAGAUACUCUCAGAAAGCUUCUUAAAAGCAUAUGGUAAAGACAUUAUCAAUAUUCAUCAUGGCCUUCUUCCCUCAUUUAAGGGAGGGAAUCCUUCAAGACAGGCCUUCAAUGCUGGGGUGAAGUUAAUCGGGGCAACUAGCCAUUUCGUUACUCAGGAACUUGAUGCUGGGCCAAUCAUUGAACAGAUGAGUUUUGUUGUCAAGUAUGAGAGCCUUGAGAAGCAGUGCCUAGCAGAGGCUAUCAAGUCAUACUGCGAGCUCCGUGUCCUACCAUAUGAACUGAAGAAGACUGUCGUGUUCUGA